Messenger RNA from Suricata suricatta (meerkat), 1292 nucleotides. RefSeq names its product cellular communication network factor 6 (gene CCN6). Gene Ontology annotation, biological process: cell adhesion; signal transduction. The transcript has 5 exons. NCBI's taxonomy places the organism in Eukaryota, Metazoa, Chordata, Mammalia, Carnivora, Herpestidae. The record is from RefSeq and is a predicted model, not a curated record. Gene Ontology annotation, cellular component: extracellular region; extracellular matrix. Bases 1 to 1062 code for a protein of 353 amino acids. Gene Ontology annotation, molecular function: integrin binding; heparin binding.
AUGCGGGGGCUCCUGCUCUGCACACUCCUGGGCGCUGCUCUGGCUCAGUUCUGCUGCAGGGCACAGGGCGGUGGGCCCUUAGACGCGCCACCUGAAGGGCCUAGGGAAGUGGCAGAGGUGCACCCGCGGAAACAGGUCUGUCAUUGGCCCUGUAAGUGCCCUCGCCGGAAGCCCAGCUGCCCUCCUGGGGUGAGCCUGCUGAGGGACGGCUGUGGAUGCUGCAGAAUCUGUGCCAAACAAGCAGGGGACGUCUGCAACGAGGCCGAGCUCUGCGACCCGCACAAAGGGCUGUACUGCGACUACUCGGCCGACAGGCCUAGGUACGAGACCGGAGUGUGUGCGUAUCUUGUAGCUGUGGGAUGUGAGUUCAACAGGGUACAUUAUCACAAUGGCCAAGUCUUCCAGCCCAAUCCUCUGUUCAGCUGUCUCUGUGUGAGUGGGGCGAUUGGAUGCACACCUCUGUUCAUACCAAAGCUGGCUGACAGUCGCUGCUCUGGGGCUGAAGGUGGGAAGAAGUCUGACCAACCAAACUGUGGCCUGGGACCGUUCCAACAACAGCUCUCAACGAGCUACAAAACAAUGCCAGCUUAUCGGAAUCUCCCACUUAUUUGGAAAAGAAAAUGUCUUGUGCAAGCAACAAAGUGGUCCCCUUGCUCCAGAAGCUGUGGGAUGGGAGUGUCCAACAGGGUGACCAAUGAAAAUAGCAACUGUGAAAUGAGAAAAGAGAGAAGGCUGUGUUAUAUUCAACCCUGUGACAGUAAUAUAUCAAAGAGAGUAAAGAUCCCUACAGGAAAAACGUGCCAACCUACUUUCCAGCUCUUCAAAGCUGAAAAAUUCGUCUUUUCUGGAUGCUCAAGCACUCAGAGUUAUAAACCCACUUUCUGUGGAGUAUGCUUGGAUAAGAGAUGUUGUGUCCCUAACAAGUCUAAAAUGAUUACCAUUCAAUUCGACUGCCCAAAUGAAGGGUCAUUUCAAUGGAAGAUGCUGUGGAUUACAUCUUGUGUAUGUCAGAGAAACUGCAGAGAUCCAGGGGAUAUAUUUUCUGAGCUCAAGAUCCUAUAAAACCAAAUUUAUAUGGGAAAAGUGAAGUUCAGGUAAUCAUGUCAUUACAUCAGAAAAUCAGAAUGGUUUUAAAGGAUGGCAAAUCUACCUUAUUGAUUUGUAACAGUAAGAACACCUGCCCAUUCUCAUAUGACUGUAUUUAAGGCAACAGAAGCUUUUAAAAAGGUUUUCUUAAAGCUAAAAACCUUAAAAGUGAACUCUUUAAAAUGUAAAAUUAUGAAAUACACAGA